AAAAAUAGAAUCCGAUUCGGUCAACUGAGUCUUUCGGGCGAACAAGUGGAAACUUCUUCUCCAUCUUUAAGAACUCUUCCUCACUGAUCUACAAUUAAGAAUCUCUCAAUGCCCAUAUCCUCAUCCCUUAGGUUGCUGAACAAACCCAAAAGGAGAUUUGAGUUUUGGAUCGUUGUCUCCGGGGACCACUAGAAGUUGAUCGGUUGCGUUGCAGGGCUGGGUUGGGUUCUGUUUUUGUUCAACAUCUUGAUUAAUUUCUUUGUAUUUUUCCUCCAUAUUCUCGGCAAGCAAGCUCCAGAGUUCUGAUUUUGGGGGACUGAAAGCGCUUUUUGGGCUGAGGAGAGAGGAUGGCUUUGGAACUUAUUGGAGGGACAGUCGUGGAAACACUGAUCGGAGAAUUGAUAAAAGCGAUUUUAGAUGAGGGGAAAAAGGCAGCUGAGUUCCAGGCCAUCUUCGAUCGCCUCCAAUCCACGCUCAUCUCCAUAGGUCCAACGAUCCAAGAGAUUGAAAGGUUAAACAAAGAGUCGGAUCGUUCAAAGGAAACAGAGCAGUUGGUCCAAAUGUUAAAAGAUGGGAAGGAGCUUAUUCAAAAGUGUUCCAAGGUCACAUGGUGGCACUAUCAUAAGAAGUGGAAGUACAGCAAUAAACUUCUGGACCUAGAUGAGUCUCUUCUUCGUUUCUUUCAGGUGGAUAUGGCAGUGCAGGGAUUCAGGGACAUCAAGGAGAUUAAGUUGGGUCAGAGAGAUCCAUACCAUUUGAAAUUGGGUCCAUGCCAGGCUCCUGAUCCCCCUCCUCUUACAGUUGGACUGGAUAUACCCCUGCAAGAGUUGAAGAUGCGGCUGUUUAGGGAUGAUGCAUCGGUGAUUGUGGUUUCAGCUCCCGGAGGAUGUGGGAAGACCACCUUAGCUAAAAUGCUUUGUCAUGAUCAUCAAGUUAAAGAAAAAUUCAAGAACAACAUCUUCUAUGUUACCGUAUCAAAAGCCUUCAACCUGAAUGCCAUUGUACAGAGUCUAUUUCAACAUAAUGGUCAUGGGGUUCGAGUUUUUCAAAAUGAUGAAGAUGCAGUCAACCAAUUGGAACGACUACUGAACAAAAUAGCACCAGCUCCUAUACUUCUGGUUCUAGAUGAUGUUUGGAGUGGAUCAGAAUCCCUUCUUGACAAUUUUGUGUUUAAAAUACCAAAUUACAAGAUUCUGGUUACAUCAAGAUUUAAAUUUCCAAGAUUUGGUUCUACCUAUAAGUUGCCAUUGCUGAAGGAUGAAGAUGCCAUGACUCUUUUUCGUAGCUCAGCAUUCCAGCAAGAUGGGAGGUCUUAUAUGCCUGAUGAAGACCUUGUGGAAAAGAUUGUGAAAGGCUGCAAGGGAUUUCCCCUGGCCCUCAGAGUCGUUGGUAGAUCACUAUGUGGCCAGCCUGCAGAGGCAUGGGAAAGUAGACUGCUGACAUGGUCAGAGGGCCAAUCCAUUUUCAGUUCAGAUAGUGAUCUACUUCUUUGCCUCCAAAGUAGCUUAGAUGCCUUGGCUGACAAGGGUAUACUGAAGGAGUGUUUUAUGGACUUGGGCUCAUUUCCUGAAGACCAAAAAAUUCCUGCCACUGCUCUUAUAGAUAUGUGGGCAGAACUGUACAAACUCCAUACAGGUGGUGUCUUUGCCAUUAAUAACCUCCAAGAACUCUCCUUCCGGAAUCUGCUUAGUCUUGUAGAUGCAAGGAAAGAUGAAAGUGAUGUUGAUGGCUGCUACAAUGACACCUAUGUCAUGCUGCAUGAUCUUCUCAGAGAGCUAGCUAUUUAUCAAAGCAGCCAGGAACCCAUAGAACAGAGGAAAAGACUAAUUGUGGACUUAUCUGGAGACAAAGUUCCUAACUGGUGGACACAAGACAACCAACAACCCUUUGGGGCUCGCCUUUUGUCUAUCUCCACAGAUGAACUGUUCUCCUCAAGCUGGUGCAACAUACAAACACCUGAACUGGAGGUCCUAAUACUGAACUUCCAGUCAAAGGAAAACUACACAUUACCAGAGUUCAUGAAGCAAAUGGAGAAACUGAAGGUUCUAGUACUAACAAAUAAUGGCCCCAGCCCUGUCCAACUGAUUAAUUUUUCAGUGCUGGGCUCUUUACCCAGUCUAAAGCGAAUCAGGUUCGAGCAGGUUCGAAUUCCUCCCCUUUGCAACACCACAGCAGAAUUCAAGAACUUGGAGAAAAUAUCCUUGGUUAUGUGUAAAAUCAGUGAGGCUCUCAGCAACCGUAGCAUUCAGAUUUCAAACAUGUUUCCAAAUCUUGUGGAGCUCAAUAUUGAUUACUGCAAUGACUUGGUGGAAUUACUUGAGGGGCUUUGUGAUUUAGUGGAACUAAAGAAGCUUAGCAUCAGCAACUGUCCAAAGCUAUCUGCUCUACCCAAAGGAAUAGGGAAGCUGGGAAAUUUGGAAGUGCUAAGGCUCCGAGACUGCGUGAAACUGUCAGGAUUGCCGGACUCAAUUGGAAGGCUCCAUAAGUUGAGCGUACUUGAUAUUAGCGGUUGUCUGCAAAUAAAGGAAAUACCAAAACAAAUGGGAGAGUUAUGUAAUUUGAGAAAGAUCCACAUGAGAGAGUGCUGGAGCUUGUGCAGGAGCGAGUUGCCAGCAUCAGUGAUGAAUCUGGUGGGUUUGAAGAAGGUAAUCUGCGACACAGAAACUGCCAAGCUGUGGGAACCUUUUGAGUACCAUCUCAAGAACUUGAGGAUAUCAGUGCCAGAAGAGAAUAUCAACUUGAACUGGCUUUGAAGUCUUUCAUUUCUGCGUCUCCAAAGUGGCGUAAGCACUGCUGUUUUCCAUUCCAUGCUCUCUUGCUCUUCGUGUGAAACAUGUAACAUUAUAGAAUGCCUUUUAGCGUAAUCCAAAAUCUUUUAUUUAUUUAUUUAUUAGAACUCCAUCUUGUUGGAAUUUUUUAUGCGUGUGGACUUAUAUAAUCAAUGUGAUAAUGUCAUAAAUUAAUGUUAUUUUAUUUUUA
Messenger RNA from Vitis riparia (riverbank grape), 2979 nucleotides. RefSeq names its product probable disease resistance protein At5g66900. The transcript has 5 exons. Gene Ontology annotation, molecular function: ADP binding; ATP hydrolysis activity. Gene Ontology annotation, biological process: defense response to fungus. Bases 348 to 2753 code for a protein of 801 amino acids. The record is from RefSeq and is a predicted model, not a curated record. Lineage: Eukaryota; Viridiplantae; Streptophyta; Magnoliopsida; Vitales; Vitaceae.